UCUGGUGACGCAAGCAGGCCGGCGUCGCCGUGGACUGUGCGUGAGUUACGUCCCAUGCUGUUUACUGGUUACUGAGGAGAAGUCAGAGAGAGGAGUUCGGGGCCGCGUCUGAGCCGUCUGUGGAGCUGAGAACACCGCACCCUAGCCAAGGGAGACAGCCGUCUGCUGUAUGCACUUUCACCGCCCGCCCGUUGGUUGCUCCAGCGAUUCUUCAUAGGGACCGGCUGUAUGAUUAAGAUACAAUCUUCAAUGAGUAAGCAUAGCCCUCAGUUCUGUGGUGUUCUUGGUCACACAUUUAUGGAGUUUCUGAAGGGCAGUGGAGACUACUGCCAGGCACAGCAUGACCUCUAUGCAGACAAGUGAACUGUAGAAGAAAUUCAUUACUACUCCACCAAGAAACCCCCCUAAGAGCGGUCAACCUGUUAACGGAGUGUUGGAAUAAAUUUGGCAGCGCACUUUAUAUAAGGGGCUGAUAUCUGAAUGGGGUAAACCUCGGUGCACUGCAUUUCUUUUGCCUCAGUAUUACUGGAUUGAAGAUUUGCUUAUUGUGAGGAGGCUCAUUUCACAUCCAUUGCUUCCAUCCACGCAAGCACUGAGAAAUUUAUGUGGAGUAGAGUGAAGUUUACUUCAGUUUAACAUAAUUUCUUUUCAGAUUAACUUUUUGUUUUUGAUUCACUUUUGAAUAUCGUUGCACGGUUUUUUCCUUUAAUAAAAAUGGCCCGAAUGAACCGCCCUGCUCCAGUGGAGAUAACCUACAAGAACAUGAGAUUUCUUAUUACUCACAACCCCACCAAUGUAACCCUAAAUAAAUUCAUAGAGGAACUUAAAAAGUAUGGCGUUACUACAGUGGUGAGAGUUUGUGAAGCUACUUAUGACACGGCUCUAGUGGAAAAAGAAGGUAUUCAAGUUUUGGACUGGCCUUUUGAUGAUGGAGCCCCACCAUCCAAUCAGAUUGUAGAUGAUUGGCUCAACCUUCUUAAAACUAAAUUCCGUGAAGAACCUGGUUGCUGUAUUGCUGUACAUUGCGUCGCUGGACUUGGAAGAGCUCCAGUACUUGUCGCCCUUGCACUCAUUGAAUGUGGGAUGAAAUAUGAAGAUGCGGUUCAAUUUAUAAGACAAAAACGUCGUGGAGCAUUUAAUAGCAAACAGCUGCUCUACCUGGAGAAGUAUCGUCCGAAGAUGCGGCUACGAUUUAAAGAUUCCAAUGGUCAUCGGAAUACUUGUUGCAUUCAGUAGAAGUUAACGGCUGGCUGCAGAAAAACUGAAUGAGAAAUGCAGACUUGGGCAAAAUCCAAUGCUAACACCUAGUUGAUGCUUUAUAGGUCAAGUAAUGCUUUGGAAAAUGUGUAGGUUACAGCCCAUAGCAGUUGCAAAACUGCUGAUGUCAAAUAGAAGAAUAAUCAUGUAACUGAGCUUGAAUUUGCGUAUUGUGUUUUGAAUUGAUGUCCCUCCUAAUUCUGUAUAAUCAUGCAGUUCUAAAAUUGUCAUCUUGGUUUUCUUAAGAUUAACGUCGGCUGAUGAAGUACACAAUGCCAAAAAUCCAGCACAUCUCAACUUCACUUUCCUGUGCAAUUUGUCAGAUGUGGUUUCUGGCACUAUUUUAACAGGUUGAAACUAUAAAAAGAUUUCAGUAUUUGCUGGCUGCUCACUGUAUGUUUACAUGUUCUGCAACGUCAGGACUUGCACACAUCUAUGGUGUACAGGUGACUUUUUCUUUUCUAAAUUGCCAAUCACUCAGACAUUGAGUAGGCCUAAUGCCAUAUACAUCUUGCUAUCCCUUUCUCCACCUUUCUGUUCUAUAGAAGCACACAGACCACAUAGUAAUUCUCCAGACAAAGCCUUACUGUUUGAAUUUAAUGUUUGCACCCUGUGGUGCAUCUUGAUAUUGGAGGACCUUUACAGUGUAGUUUUUUUUUUCUAGUAAAAUGUUGCCUUUGUCUUGUGCAGGAAGUGUAGAAUAUGCCCCUUUUUUUUUUUUCUUCCGUAAAUAUUUUUAAUAUGUAGAUGCUUUAACGUUGCUGGAUUCUUUAAGGUCCUUUCUUUUACUGUACAUUCGGACAGUUUUACAACAUUUGCUUUGUGAUUUUUUUUUUUUAUUUUACCCUUCCCUUGGGUUCUUCUUUUGCCAAGGCGGAGCUUAUUGUCUGUAAUAUUUUGUAUGCCUUUUGAGCUGUGUAACUUAAUAUUUGGAUACUUAAUUUGUUUAAUAUGUAAUUGAUUAUUAAAAAGUGUUCUGUAUUAAUGUUAGCUCAACCAUAUAUUUAUACUGUCUUGGGAAUGUGUGGUGUUAGUACUGUGGGAGAAAAAGUUACCAGUGUUCACCAGCUUGUAAAAUGUAGUACGAAAGCAAAAACAUCUAAAUAAAGAAGGAUAUUAAAUCUGC
This is a messenger RNA of Nanorana parkeri, 2383 nucleotides long. It is a transcript of the gene PTP4A1, whose product is annotated as protein tyrosine phosphatase type IVA, member 1. NCBI's taxonomy places the organism in Eukaryota, Metazoa, Chordata, Amphibia, Anura, Dicroglossidae. The transcript has 6 exons. Bases 715 to 1236 code for a protein of 173 amino acids. The record is from RefSeq and is a predicted model, not a curated record. Gene Ontology annotation, biological process: protein dephosphorylation. Gene Ontology annotation, molecular function: protein tyrosine phosphatase activity. Gene Ontology annotation, cellular component: nucleus.